AUGCAACGGUGGGUGACCGUGCCUGCAGAUAGGCCGCAGACAACACGAAAGAUGGCAAGAACAGCCAGAUGUCAGUCACCUUGGACGCUCGCCUCCACUUCAGGAACAAGAUGUUACAUGUGGUCUACAGAGUGGGAGAUCUCGACAAGAGCAUCGAUUUCUACACUAAUGUGCUCGGAAUGAAGGUACGUUCUCAUGGAUGGAGCCUGGGCUAGACGCAUGUGCACCACUUGAUGGAUAAGGACACUCCCCGGGUGCAUGCCUGCCUGCCUGCAGGUUCUGCGAAAACGGGAUGUCCCAGAGGGCAAGUAUACGAACGUCUUCCUCGGCUAUGGACCAGGUACUACACACUAGCCUACGUACUCCAUAGCAGCCUUUGUGUGUGCGUGUAUCUGUGUGCCAGAGUCGAAGGGCGAACACUUCUCUGUCGAGCUGACGUACAACUACGGGGUGGACAAGUAUGACAUAGGCAAAGUAAGCAGACAGACAGACAGACAGACAGGCAAGUGGUUGUCAGACGGGAGUGCGCCAUUCAUUGUGUAUCGACUCGCAUUGGCCAUGCGUGCAUCCCCCCACCCACCCCAAAUGUGUGUGUGUCGUGCGGUCGGUGCCGUGCUGUGCUGUGCUGUGCUGUGCAGCUGGGUUUUCUUGGUCUUGGGGUGUGCCUGCCCGAGUUGCAAGCAGUGGAGUCCAGCGUGGAAGGUCACCACGGGAGGGUCAUCAGGAAUGUGGAGGAGCUCGAAAUAACCCCCUCUAUGAUACCAGAUGAGCCCGUACGUACGUACGUAUAUAGUAUGGACACCCAUAUUCGGCACCCAUACAUCACUCACAGACUUACUUGCCUCGGCAGCUCUGUCUGUCUGUCUGCCGUCGUGUUAUGUAUGGUUCUGUCUGUUGUGUUGGCUCCCUCCCUGUGUGUGUCCUGUCUGUCUGUCUGUCUGUCUGUCUGUUAGGCUGAGCAGUAUAGGCUGUGGACGAUGGCCACAGCUGAGGACCCGGACGGCUAUCAGAUUGAACUGCUACAAAAGCCACAGAGAGACCCCAUGCACCGGGUAUGUAUGUAUGUACCCACUCACUCAGUGUAAUGCACAUACAUACAUACACACUGAGGCACUCACUCAUCACAUUCCCCUAUUUGCCUUGCUUUGUUUAUUUACUUCCUUGCUUGAACUGCACUGUGUGCUGUGCAGGUCCGUCUGCACGUCACGCGUUUGGAGCCAGGCAUCGCCUUCUACACAGAGGUGCUCGGAAUGAAGGUGGGCCUGCACUGCACUGCACUGCACUGCACUGCACGCCAGUGCGCGAGGCAAGGCUAGUGACUGGUCCGGCGGGACAGACACCUAGCUUGUCUUUCUUCCGUCCCUUUCUGAUGGAUGGGUGGUGUGCUGUUGAUGGAUGUCUGUCUGCCACCAGCUUCUUCGAAAACGUUCUCUUUUGCCAGAGUGGCCGGCCAUCUCUGUCUGGCUGGGAUACGGUGACGAUGAAUUCGACCAGACCCUCCUCGAACUCAUAUACGAAUUCAGCACCCAGGAGGUGAGUGAGCCAACACUAACGCUAACAUCGCUGACCGACGGGUAUUUGCUUGUACUCGGUAUGUGGGUCUGUCUGUCUGUCUGUUUAAUCCAGCUUGACGUUGGUGACGGCUAUGGCCAGAUAGCCAUCUCCACCCCGGACGUCUAUGAAGCGGCCAAAAUCAUCGAGGCCAAAGGUAAGGUAGGGGGCUUGGUCAGGAUACCUAGCUGGCUUGUUGGCCAGAACACUUGCAUUGCAUGCAGCCCUUUUAUUUAUUAUCGACAAAUGGGGGGGGACAGACAGGCCAUGUCGCUCAUGGAGGGCAUCCAUCCCGGUCCAUCCAUCUACCGAUGUUGAUGAUGUCUGUCUAUGAUUUGUUGUCUUGUAUGCAGGGGGAGAGAUAUCGCGGGCUCCUGGCCCUGUGCCAGGCAUCGGGACCAAGAUCGUGGCGGCCAAAGACCCUGAUGGUGGGUGGGUACCUACCGUAACGCGGAACCAUUGCAAUGACCGAGUGAAUGUCCCUCGGCCGGCGUGUCUGUGUUCUGUGUGUGCAUGUCUCCAGGGUACAAGGUUGUGCUGGUGGACGAGAAGGACUUUGAGGCAGAGUUCAACGAGUGAGGGGUCACUCACUCACCUGUCAGCCAGGGGCGACAGGGCGGGAGGGAGAGAGGCAGGCAGGCGGGCAGCCGGGUCAACGGGUAGGUCUUUUUCUAGUCUGUCUGCUAAGUGAAGUACAGCCAUAAUUCUGCCCGUCAGUGCAGGUAGGUAGGUGACCCCUGACUUGCUGAGUAAGCAUCGAUCGAACGUACGAUGUGUGUCCUGCCACGGUAGAGACGAGACGUGUAUGAAUGAAUGGCCGGAUGUAUGGAUGUAUGUAUGACACACACGUCCAAUGCAUAUUAUGUCAUGUCAGCAAUUCUGUCAUUCAUGAAUCAAGGAAGCAG
Messenger RNA from Vitrella brassicaformis, 2456 nucleotides. The record is from the annotation of a GenBank genome assembly. Lineage: Eukaryota; Vitrellaceae.